Molecule: messenger RNA, 426 nt
Organism: Chionomys nivalis (European snow vole)
Lineage: Eukaryota; Metazoa; Chordata; Mammalia; Rodentia; Cricetidae
Product: 40S ribosomal protein S15-like
Exons: 1
Coding region: 1-426 (141 amino acids)
Biological process (GO): translation; ribosomal small subunit assembly
Cellular component (GO): ribosome; cytosolic small ribosomal subunit
Molecular function (GO): structural constituent of ribosome
Source: RefSeq, a predicted model, not a curated record
AUGGCCGAAGUGGAGCAGAAGAAGAAGCGGACCUUCCGCAAGUUCACCUACCGCGGCGUGGACCUGGACCAGCUGCUGGACAUGUCCUAUGAGCAGCUGAUGCAGCUCUACCGCGGCCUGCGGAGGAAGCAGCACUCGCUGCUCAAGCGCCUGAGGAAGGCUAAGAAAGAGGCGCCGCCCAUGGAGAAGCCCGAGGUGGUGAAGACCCACCUGCGGGGCAUGAUUAUCCUGCCCAAGAUGGUGGGGAGCAUGGUGGUCGUGUACAACGGCAAGACCUUCAACCAGAUGGAGAUCAAGCCGGAGAACCUGGGCGAGUUCUCCAUCACCUACAAGCCUGUGAAGCAUGGCCGGCCUGGCAUCGGUACCACCCACUCCUCCCGCUUCAUCCCCCCUCAAGUAGCUAUGGCCAAUAAAGACUCAUGUUAA